CAGCACGGUCAUACUGCUCCCGGCUGCUCAACAAGUUGCCUGUUUUAUAGUUCUCCAACUUACUUUGUUACAACCGCGUUAAGGAAAAACAACAGUACUGCAAAAUGAUCAAGAACGCCGUAUCGCUGGUUACCGGAGGAGCCUCUGGCCUGGGUCGUGCCACCGCCGAGCGUCUGGCCAAGCAGGGCGGCAGCGUCAUCCUAGCCGAUCUGCCCUCGUCGAAGGGCAAUGAGGUGGCCAAGGAGCUGGGCGACAAGGUGGUCUUUGUGCCCGUGGAUGUGACCUCCGAGAAGGAUGUGAGUGCCGCCCUGCAGACGGCCAAGGAUAAGUUCGGUCGACUGGACUUUACGGUGAACUGCGCCGGAACCGCCACCGCUGUCAAGACCUUCAACUUCAACAAGAACGUGGCCCAUCGUCUGGAGGACUUCCAGCGGGUGAUCAACAUCAACACCGUGGGCACAUUCAAUGUGAUCCGCCUGUCGGCCGGUCUGAUGGGCGCCAAUGAGCCCAAUGUGGACGGACAGCGCGGCGUGAUCGUGAACACCGCCUCGGUGGCUGCCUUUGAUGGCCAGAUCGGUCAGGCGGCAUACUCGGCCUCCAAGGCUGCUGUUGUCGGCAUGACCCUGCCGAUUGCCCGCGACCUGAGCACCCAGGGCAUCCGCAUCUGCACGAUUGCUCCGGGCCUGUUCAACACCCCGAUGCUGGCGGCGCUGCCCGAGAAGGUGCGCACCUUCCUGGCCAAGUCCAUUCCCUUCCCGCAGCGCCUGGGCGAGCCCAGCGAGUAUGCUCAGCUGGUGCAGGCCAUCUACGAGAAUCCGCUGCUCAACGGUGAGGUAAUCCGUCUGGAUGGUGCCCUCCGCAUGAUGCCCUAAAUGGAUCUGGAUGUGUUUUUUGGACUUAAUUGGAAUCCAGAGAACUGUUCGAUCAGUUUGCAUUUAUCUAUUUUGUAGUAAUUAAGCUGAAAAAUGUUUUUUGUCCCGAAAUUAUGUAAGAAUUGAAAAUAAACA
This is a messenger RNA of Drosophila serrata, 1007 nucleotides long. RefSeq names its product hydroxysteroid 17-beta dehydrogenase 10 (gene scu). Gene Ontology annotation, molecular function: estradiol 17-beta-dehydrogenase [NAD(P)+] activity. The record is from RefSeq and is a predicted model, not a curated record. Gene Ontology annotation, biological process: androgen metabolic process; estrogen metabolic process; fatty acid metabolic process. NCBI's taxonomy places the organism in Eukaryota, Metazoa, Arthropoda, Insecta, Diptera, Drosophilidae. Gene Ontology annotation, cellular component: mitochondrion.